GGCCUCCCACCGGCCGCAGGCCCAACUGGUGGCUGACGCUUCCCCUCCCGCGAUCCCGUGGGCCCGCCUCGCUCACUACUGGUCUGCUUGCUGCUUCUGGAAUCCCCCCUCCCCUCCGCCACCCAUAACUUCCAUCGCCAUCGCUCCACCAAAGCUGGGGACGCCUCCCCGCCCGACCAGCGCCGACGCCGACGACGAGCAUCCCAUCCGCCAGUGACCGAAAUUUCACACCAGGCGCUGCAAGCGACUGCAAUGGCUAUGUACCAGCGCUCCAAGCGGGCAGCCGGGAACUAGCUCAUCAGUCAUUACUGACGGCGUAAUCUUCAUCCGAGUGGUCAGUGGCGUCUACAGUCGCAGCAGCUUGUGCGCGCAUGGCUAGCAACAUGUACGGCACCACGGUGGCCUGUAGGAUGUGCUACAGAGACCAGUACAGGCCGCCGCCGCGCGACUUCACUUGCGAGGCCAGGAAAUCGGAGGCCAGGAGGUGGGGAAACGGGUACCACCUCAUCCCCAGGCUCUGCCAGUGGAAGCCCAGAGGCAGCAAGUCUGAUGGCUCACUGCUCGGCGACGGCCACGGUGGCCGCGAUGCUCGCUGCCACUCUUGUGGUUCCCAUAACAGCUGCGAGUGCGAAACUAGAGACUGCGAUGCUAUGGAAGAUGCUGCUGCGAGCUCUUACCGAGAUUUCAAGCAACAUUCAAGGGGAAAUCCUCAAUUUUCAGAUGAUCAAGUUUCAUCGAAGAAUAAGUCAGCCUAUGCUAGUCAAGGGUUGGCUGAAGCCUGCAAAUUUGUUUACAAUGAUGCUAAGUUUGUAAAUGAAAGGGCUCAAAAUGACAUUCUAUUACUUUCACGUGGCAUAACAAGGCUGAACAAACGCGCAUGCCAGGAUGCUGCUGUUUUGGGCCUGGGGUUUCUCAAACUUGAUGCUCGUGCACGGAAGGAUACUCAAAAGAUUGACCACACAGUGAAGGAGAGAGCAGCGCUUCUUAACCAUUUUGCCAGAGCAUUUAAGGAGCGAGCUCAGUCAGACUUGAAGAAAGCUGCAGACAAACAUUGGAGUGAUGGUGCCUUGGAGGCAGACCUGCGACGAGCUGACUUGGUUGUUAAACGACGUGCCAUGGAAGACGCUUUCAUGGCAUUGAAGUUUGUUCAGGAUAUCCAUGACAUGAUGGUGAACAGAUUAUAUGAGCAGCUUCCGAAGGACGGUUCAUCUUCUCGUACAAAUUCAACAGGGUUUAUUACGCUUGAGAAGAACGGGAAGGCUCUUGAACUGUUUCCUGGUGAAGUUUCUGCUGAUCAGAUUUAUGCCAUAGAGGAAGCAUACCAGAGUAUGGCAUCUGCCUUUUCUGAAGCUGAUGGUAUUGACUACACAGAUCCUGAGGAGCUUGAAUUGUUGGUAGCAACUCUAAUUGACCUGGAUGCCAUGGAUGGGAAAAGGAGUGUUUCCUUGAUUGCUGAAUGUUCAAGCUCUCCAGAUGUUAAUACUAGGAAAGCCCUAGCUAAUGCAUUGGCUACAGCUCCAUCUAUGUGGACUCUUGGGAAUGCUGGCAUGGGUGCAUUGCAGAGGCUGGCUCAAGAUCCCAACUACGCCGUAGCUAGGGCUGCAUCAAGAGCCAUUGAUGAACUCAAGAAGCAGUGGGAACUUGAAGAAGGUGACAGUCUGAGGUUUGUGAUGAACCAGAAUCUGGCCUCCAGGGAUACUGAGGAUGACAAUUCACCAGCGGAUGAUGCCGCAUGAGUCAUAAACAAGAUGAAAGAUUCCAGUUUCAGUGGCAAUGGAUCAAAGCACAAGGAACCACCAUGGGCAGCACAUAAGCAUUCCCAUUUUACGUUUAGGACUGAAAAUCAGAUAGAUGUGUUCUAGUUGAGGGGGGGGGGGGGGGGGGGGGGGGGGGGAUGUGUUCUGGAACUUGGGUAAAUGGGGGAAUUAUGAAAACAGUGUAAAUAGAAGUCUGCUCCCUUUGGAUAUUGUUCAUGCAUGAAGCAAAAUGUUAUAUCUGAAAAGCGCGUACCUUGUACCAGAGUAUCUAGUCUUAGGUGCUCCUUGUUUUUAUAUAUAGUACUGUAAUAUGGCAAAAAUUAUGUAUCUGGAUAACACAUGUAGCUUGGUUUUGUCGGCACUGCAUAUUGAGGAUUGAGUAUGACUUGUACCAG
Molecule: messenger RNA, 2152 nt
Organism: Zea mays
Lineage: Eukaryota; Viridiplantae; Streptophyta; Magnoliopsida; Poales; Poaceae
Biological process (GO): cellular response to oxidative stress; leaf senescence
Cellular component (GO): chloroplast
Source: RefSeq, marked validated